ACGUAGGAUUACUCUUCCACGUUUCCAGCUCCUUUUUCAAGCGAGUCGUCUUCGUCUCCGUCAUCUCCCUCCCAUUACAAACAUCCAUGGAGUCGUCGUCGUCUUCUUCUUCUUCUUCUUCACGAAGACCACUCCACACGCAUCCAAAACCCACACCCGCUCGCCAGAAACCACUACCCAACCGAAUCCAAUCCGCAAUCCGAGGCAAAUCGUGCCCAAUAUGCCUGACCCACAUCGACGCUCGCACAGCAGCGGUGAUAACCGCCUGCCUUCACGCUUACUGCGUCGAUUGCAUUCGUAAAUGGAGCCACUUGAAGAGAAAAUGUCCUCUCUGCAACCUGGACUUCGAUUCUUGGUUUUUCAAGAUCGACCCCUAUUCUCGAACCUUCCUCCGAGAGAAAUUGCCGGGUCUCGGCGAGGGUAGAAAGGUCGUUUCCGAGGGGUUACGGCUUAGAGCGAAUCAUCGUCUUGUAGAGCAAAGGGUUAUCAGAAGAUCAAGGGAAGAAUUCAAUUGUUUCAGUGGGCAAACAAGGCCAUUGCCGAGACAAAGAUGGUUUGGAAGGUCAGAAUCAGAGUCGUCUGAUGCUGUUGCCCAGAGAGUUCUUCAGUGGCGCGCUAGCAUAUAUGAACAACACUUGCAAGCUGUUCCUUUUUCUUCUCGGAGUAAUCAGGAGCAGAACACGACAAGGAAUAAUUGUGCUCAAGAAAGGAUAGAGAAGAAAAUAGAGCCAUGGAUUCGAAGGGAACUGGAAGCUAUCCUUGGGGAUCCUGAUCCGUCUGUAAUUGUUCAUGUGGCUUCCUCGUUAUUCAUAUCAAGCUUUGAAGAGAAGCGCGAGGUCUCUUGCGAACAAUCUGAUCUUGUGGAUAACUAUCUUGAACCUUUGCGACCUUUUCUGCAUGAAAGGACCAAUAUGUUUUGGCAUGAACUUAGGUGUUUUGCAGAAAGCCCAUUCACCAUGGAGACAUAUGACACGGUAGUCGAAUAUAGAAAGUGGUCAGAAUAAGUUCAGAAAAGAGACUUCAAUUCAGCUCUCUAUGUGCUGCUUUGUUGCAACCAGACAUGCUAUCUUUGGUUAGGUGGAAAUUUGAGAGGUCACGUUCUUCGAAGAACUUUGGCUUCAAAGGAUUAUGCUCUAAAGUCAACCCAUGCGUCUAGCCGCUAAGAUGGAUGUUGAUAUUGCGCUUAUGAGAAGAGUGAACCAUCGGGAACAAGGUAGAUCUGAGUUCCAUUAUGUUAGCAGGAAGCAAAUCAGUGUUCGCAAGUGGACUGGUGCCCGAUACUUUUCAAAAAACUCAAUCUCGAUUCUCGACAAUGGGUACAGCAAAAGUAGCAGAAACACUGGAGGAGUUCCUCACUGAAGACUUAAAAAUUCUCCACAUACCACAGGGUGUUUGAUUCGGCUUCUUACCCUGCCAGUAUUUCAGCCAAAUACUUAUCUUUAGCCUUAAACUGGAUAUUAUUGAUGUCAACUUUAUCAAGGCGGCGAAUUUUUCUUGUAGUAUUGAGCAGAAGUAGGGCUGCAAAUGAGCCGAAUUGAGCCAAGCUUUAUCUCAUGUAUAACUUGAUAUUCUUCUUACCAACAAAGUGAGCACUGGCAAGCUGUAUCUUUAUACAGCUUCUUAAACCU
Molecule: messenger RNA, 1628 nt
Organism: Rhododendron vialii
Lineage: Eukaryota; Viridiplantae; Streptophyta; Magnoliopsida; Ericales; Ericaceae
Exons: 5
Coding region: 87-1004 (305 amino acids)
Biological process (GO): protein monoubiquitination; protein polyubiquitination
Molecular function (GO): ubiquitin protein ligase activity
Source: RefSeq, a predicted model, not a curated record